AGGCAAGAUCGAAGUAGCACUGGUCACAUUCUUGGACCUGUUCAAACUCAACAACAAACCGUAACCUCCGAACGAAAGUUGAAUCCGUUGACUUGUGGUGUUUUACGUUGCCUAACGCAUGUAGCCAUGUUGUUGGGAACAGAUCAGGAUAUUCAGGUAUAUGUCAAUUGAACUUAUUAAGCAUUUAUAUUAUUACUAGUAUAUGGGAAGUUAAAUUUUAUGAUCUACGUCUUUUGAAAAGACAUAUAAUCUUGGAAACAUGAAUUAUGUAUAACCGUAACAUUUACUGUUCUCCAGUGAAUAUUGCGCUAAAUUAAAAAGCGCUUGUAGUGCACAAGAUUAUUUUAUACUGGAUCAAGUCAUCAAGAUACUACUUGCGGCGCUUGUAUUAAUUAGCCUUUCUCACGCCGCCAUUUUUGGGGUACUACCUUCCAAAUCUGAGAUUGUGCGCAGUGAAUAAGGGAUUUGUAUAUAAUUGUAAGUAUAUAUAAUCAUAAGUUAAUUUGCUGUUGAAUAUUAAAAAAAAAUGUUUUCACAUCGCUUAGAUUUUUUGCGAAUUUGGCCUUCGUGAGAAAGCUAAUUGUACUGAUGGCGAUUAUGUAUACUAUCGAGUUUGUAGAUGCACGCGUGAUGUUUCCACAAAACGGAAACAUCAGUCUGUAGCAUUGAAAUGAUUACAAGUGGAAUGCUAUUAUACCUCCGACCUGAAAUAUGAAGUCAACUUGAAGGCCAGUCCCAGUCUUUUCACCCAUGCGAAGAGUGCUCAAUCAGUCAAUGAUGAUAUACACACGUGUAAUCUUACCUCCAGACAUGCGUUUUUGGAGGUAAAAUUUGGCUUCAAGUUGGCUAAAAUUUUGGCUAAAAUUUGGCAGUUAAUCUGAACGUAGCGUUCCAGUUAUAUUUAUUUCAAUUGUCUGUAGAUGUAGCCUACGUGGUGUUUCCACAAAACGGAAACAUCAGUUUGUAGAUGCACGUGAUGUUUCCACAAAGCAGAAUCUUUUGAAUGAAUGUUUUAAAAAAAAAUCAGUUGUGAUGGUAUGGUGUUUUUGUGAGCUGAUUCAUAGUAAUUCUACUAAUUCAUGUUGUAUUUCCUUAUAUGAUUUGUAUAGUCGAACUACAGUAUUAUAAUAUAGUCAUGCAAUAUGCUGUAAAUAAUAUGUUUCAACGUUUUAAUCAGGGUAUUGCUGCUAUUAUAAAACCACCAGUUGAGGAUGUUGUCCAAUUCUUAAAAGAACACAUACAACAUGAUAUAAGAUGUAUAGCACGAAGUACUGGUAACAAUGAUGAUGAGGCGGUGCAAAUAAUCCAUUUAGUGCUUGCUGGUAUUGUAAACAACUUGGGUCAACAGGGAGGUACGUUUAGUCACAUAGGUUUGUAACUAUAAUUGCGCUGGUUUGUGACUGAUAUUAUAUUUCACUUGUUCUGUUCUUUUAAUUUUAAGUAAACACAAAUGUUUUAAGUUUUUUAUUACAUCUCGAACACGCUCAUGGACUCAAUCAUGCCUCCCGAAAGUCAAAAAUCACAACCGUAAAACUUCGAUCUGUAAGCCUGAAAAUUGCAAAGGACUUUGUGCAAAACAUAACUUAUGUAUGCAUAUAUGCCUUCUUUCUAUAUGUGAACGUCCAUCGUGCUUUUGCGCAUCGUGCUUUGAGUUUUGACUUCGACAAUUGACAACCUUAAAUAAAAAAUACUAGCUUCAAUUAUUAGCUUCGAUUAAAUUCUUACAUUUUAAUUAGGUAUUUCAGAAUAAUCAUGACUUCUUAAUUAAGUCACUAUAGGAAAAAUUUACUAUGAUGUGAUGAUUGUAUGCGAGAAAUGUCAGGUGUCAUAUUGUCAUAUGCAUGCAUGUUCUCUAAAUAUACUUAAAAGAUGUUAACUAAGAACUUUAUUGUAGGUUACCAAAAUAUUGAUUGCAACCUGACCACCAAAGAUUCAAGAAUAGUCUGGGAAGAAGCAUUUAUGACCACUUAUUUGAAUCCUGUUCUUUCCGUAAGUUUUUACAUCACAAGAUCAGAUAUGCACUAUGGCGUUUUUCGUAAUUCGCCUGCAAAAAAUCUGCUUGUUAAUUCCUUGUUUAAAAUUUUUAUACUGCUGUAUCGAAAUCUUUGCAAAUCUCCUAAUCAUAUAAGAAUUUCAAAGUAUUACAGUGCGUCUACAAUAAGUUAAUUGGACCACUUAGAGAACACUAACCAAUCAGAUUCCAAAACAAAAAUAGAAAUCUAAUCAAACUAAAGCUCGACCAAUCAAAUUAGGAGUUCGCUUCAGGAAGCCAGUAACUGCAGUGUUUACUUUUCAAAUCUCUUUUACCGUUUGACAUUCGUUUAUUUGUUAAAAUUGUUUUCGACCUAAUGCCGAUUGGCUAAUGUCCCGACCGGUUAGUGUUCUCUAAGUGGUCCCACUUGCUGUAGACGCACUAUAAGAGGUCAACAAUUUAGAUUGUACUAGGACACUGGAAGACUGUUUUUACUUAAGGGAAACUAAGUCCUAAAUUUGUACAGAGAAAGUUUCGUAUGUAUAUUAGCGUGCUUUGUGAGACAUUUGGGAAAAGGAAAAGUAAUACACCCUUCUGGAAAGGAGUAACUCAAACCUUAGCUUUAGGGAUAUUUAUGUUGGUGGGUUUGGUAGAUGACAAUUUGAGUGAUAAUUAUGUGAUAAAUUUUGAUAUAAUUUCUGGCUUGUGCUAAGAUAUUUUAGCUCACGAAAUGCAUGCAUGUGAACAGACUCGACUGAUGAUUGUGUAUUUUUAUAAUACAAUAUAAUGGGAAAUACAAACUUCAUUUGUGAAGCCUGUACGUCGUAUUGAUAUAAAGUAAGAACGUAAUAUUUACUGCCAGUUCAUCUGCUUUCUGCAUUUGAAACGAGCACUUAUAUGGAGUUUAAUUUUAAAAAUGAUAUACUGUACCAAUUCACACUGUUUAUGUAGAUAUUUGGCCGCAUAGACUAUAUUAAACGCUAUAUUAAUACCAUAGGCAUAGCGUACUGAAUUACAUUCAGUGCCAGGCGUAGUGAUCUGUAGUUGAUACCACUUCAUUAUAUAAAGUAUAACACAUUACUAACAAACGUAGUGAAUUUUUAACGAAUGCUAGUCGUAGCGUUAUAGUGUAUAAAACGCCGUGUUCAACAGUAUAGCAAUUGUUGAUUAUGUGAGGUUGGAUGUGUUGAUCAAGUGAAAGAUCAUAUUACGGACGCGUAUUCAUACAUGAUAUUUUCCUCUUUCGUGACUUGACUAUAUUUAGCUACAAUAUAUUUUCAGUUAAGUUGAAAAAUAUAUAGUGAAAUAUGAUAAAAAAAUGCAUGGAUUUCAAAAAGUUGCAAAUUUUUUAUAUAAAAAAAUUAUCAAAAAUUUUCCGCUAAUCAUGCAAUUUUGCCCCUAGAAUGGGUGGGUCUUAGAGUUAGAGCAGGACUAGUCAACUUUCGCUAGCUACGCCACUGGUUGAGAGGAGUACAAUUAUUUCGUUAAUUGUACUGCAGUACAAUUAAUGAUUUUUCCAAAACAAACAAAAUGGCGGAAACGUAUUUUAAACUCAAGCGUGAAAUGAAAUUGCCGUGGAGGAACUAGAUGAAAAUACGAACAAAAUCACCAAAUUUUGCUUUAACAAAAGAACUAAAUGAAAAUACAAACAAAAGCACCAAAUUUUGGUUGAAAGUCUGGCGGGACUGGGCUUUGGCGAGAGAAUAUGAUGCUGACAUUGAGAAGUACGUAUCCAAUUUUGUCAUGCUAAUUGCUGCCGAGCGUAGCGAGGCAGCACACUAUUCUUGACAUGCGGUGGUUUCUCCAGAGUCCACUCGACCCAGUCUUUCGCGCGAGUUAUGUAUUGUCGAGAUCGAGAUCUUGUGUCUGUCUGUCUGUAAAGAUGUUUGUCGUAAUCCGGGGGGAAUAAUUAAGCUUCAGGAACGUUUGUUAAAUGAGGGGAGCGGUCAAAACAUGAAGAUUUUCAAGCUUUUAAAUACGGAUCACAACUCACAAGACAGCAAGAGAUCAAAAAUAUUCGGAAACAUUCAGGUAAGUUCGGCUCUAUUUUUUUCUUCUUAUAUACAUCAGGCAAUGACAUUUUUAGUGUUCAAUCUAGAGGCAAACAAUGUGCUUUUAUGAGUUUAUCAGCACUUUUAACUGCCCAAAAUAUACUACAGAUCGAUUGGUCAAAAACGACAUUUAAUCGUCUUAUUUAUACAAGGAGACAAAAUGUACUUGCAAGCUCUGGAUAAUGGCUUUGUUGUCUUAGAAACUGCCCAAAAUAUACCACUCAUCGAUUGGUCAAAAACAACGUUUAUAAAUAAUGUCUUAUUACAAGGAGACAAAAUGUACUUGCAAGCUCUGAAUGAUGGCUUUAUUAUCUUAGAAGUAGAACCUGCUGUCAAAUUCUUAUCUGUCGAUAAUUUACCUAAACUUGUCAGUAUUUCAAGUUGUAUACAAACAUGUUUCUUACAAGAUAUGUGAUUCUGUGAUCGACACAAGUAAUAUACCACAUGUAGUGUAUGCAAAAACAACUACAACACCUGUGAAUCCUUUUGAUACACAAAAUAAUGAUACUAUAAACAGUCUGCCCAUGGUGGUAGGACAAAAUAAUAGCAUUCUAUAUCCAUUGUAGUAGAGUCCAUUGAGGCAAAAAAUAUCAUUGAUCUGCCCAUUGUGGUAGAGCCCAUUCAAGGCAAAAACUAUAGAUCUGCCCAUUGUGCCAAUGUGGUAGAGCCCAUUGAAGCAAAAACUAUAGAUCUGCCCAUUGUGGUGGAGCCCAUUGAGACAAAAACUAUAGAUCUGUCCAUUGUGGUAUCUAGAGCCCAUUGAGGCAAAAACCAUUGAUCUGCCUGUGGUCUAGCCCAUUGAGGCACCAACUAUCAGCGAUCUGCCCAUUGCGAUGGAGCCCAUUGAGGCACCAACUAUCAGACUAGGUGUCAGCCAGGGGGGGGGGCUGUUGUGGUAUCCUAAAUAGCUGAUAAAUAUGGAUACCUAUUUAUAUUCAAAAUACCUAUUAUUAUGGUCAAAAUGUUACAUAAUACCUAAAGCAAUCAGAAGUUGUAUACCAGACCUAAUACCCAAAAUUAGUCAUAACAUUUAAAGUAAAUAUACAGUAUACUCGAAUUAAAUACCAUUAGAUCCUAUAUACACAAAACCCUAUAGCCGACCCUACAGACUGCUCUGCCCAUUGUGGUGGAGCCCAUUGAGGCACCAACUAUCAGUGAUCUGCCAUUAUGUGCAAAGGCAAUGAGUUUAUAGUGUUCCAUUUCUAGAUGUUUAUAGCUUUAAACAAAUGUGGAAUGUUGCUAAAUCAGGUUUAAUAUUAAAGAUUCCUAGAGCAACCCAGUGUGGAUUAUUGUCUGCACAUAUAUUGACUUACCAGCAAUUACAUGUAAUAUUACUAACAUUUUAACUGACUUUUGUAUAAGAUCUGAGAUAUGUCCAUUGUUAGCAUAAUAUGAAAUAAUUCUAGUGGCCUACAUAUGGCUGUGUCACUACGAUAAUGCUCACAAUUUCUUUCUUAUUAUAUAUUUUUUCAGUUCUGACUGAGUACAAUCUUAAUCAUGUCAAUGAAUGGUGUCAUCUGAAGCAUAUUAAACAGAAAUGUCAACAAAAACAUUUUGUCUACCCAUCGGCAGAUUGUUCGGUUGGUCUGUGAUAGGGGAAGCCAUGAAGGUGGCAUUACACGUAAAACGAUAAUUGGAACAAAAACCCACUUUAUAGUAUUUUUAUAUAAACAUUGUUCUGUAUGCAGUGGCAAACUCACACAUGUGAUCACCAAGUUUAUACUUUAUGGUGCACUUUUUAUAAGAUGAGAUGUAAGAUACAAUCAGGGACGCCGGAACUGGGGGGGCAGGAAGGGCAGCCACCCCCGUUGCCCUUUACCAGGAGGGGCAAGGGGGGCAAAGGUGUCCUUUCAAUUUAAAGGAUUGCCUUGGCAAAAUAGCGAAUUGUCAGAAAUGUUAGUGGAAUUCUUUUACUAAUUUGCUUCAGAAAACGCAAGAAUUGCAGUCAUCGAGCUUCAUGAAUAGCAUAAUCGCCUGGCGGAGAACCCCCUCACACCCCUAUCAUCCAAUAAAUAGAAAACAUGAUUAGGUGAAGUUCAACUCCCGAUGUUUUGCAAACAUCUCUUAGUACAUAUCAAUUCAAAAGUGCCCUUUCACGAAAAUCUGCCACCCUUCACAUCGUUCCGGCGUCCCUGGAUACAAUUGUAGAAGGUAAUUGAUGUAGAACAUGUGUAAGACAUUAAAUCAUACAUACAGUGAAAAAGACACUUUUUGGUUAAAAGACACUUUUUGGUUGUAGUACAUCCUGCAUGUACAUAUCGGCAGCAUUUUGCUUGCGACAGUACUCCUAGUAAUAAACAAGUAAUCAUGCGAUGUUGCUCGUACAAUUAGGGAUUAAUGGUACUCGUGAUGUUUGGAAAUUUGCCAAAUUGGACUCGCCCCGGCGGCUCGUCCAAUUUUGGCAAAAUUUCCAAACAUCACUCGUACUAUUAAUCCCUAAUUGUACUCGCCAUCGCAUGAUUACCUACACAAAUUUACACUAUAAAUUUCUAUCUACAAAAAAACCUUCAACGUUUAGUUUUAUCGGGCGAGAGGCCAAAAUCCUGAUAUUUGGAAAAUUUAUCCUGUUACUAAAGGCAUAUCUACGAAAUUAUGCAAUUUAAUAUAUAUGUAAAAUACCCUAAGCUCUCUACGUUACUUGCAGUUACAAGAUAAGCAGGGGUCUCACGAAAACGAGCAUCUAUUUUGCAUGAUAAUAUGUUUGUAGUGCGGCGGCAGUUUAUAUGCAUAUUCUAAAAACCUGUAAAUGGAAAAUGAGCAUAGCAUAUUCUCAGAAAAAAAUCCUCUUUCUAAGAGUAGUAUAUAUCAGACGGAAAACGUUAUUUAGAUGUGAAUAACGGGCAGAAAUUGCCCUUCAAAAGACAUGGCAAAAAGGGAAAAUUGCAAAUAAUCAUGAUUUCUUUAAAGUCUUCAAUUGGAUUUCAGCUUCUAUUGUUGUUAUAUUCUGACGUUCUAGGCUAUUUCUCACCUGCUCCAGGACAAUUUGCGUCGUAUGGUCCGAGAUAAAAGACUUGGUAAGUAUAACAAUGUUUUUACAGAUUUUUAAAAUUUGUUUUCAACAAAAAAAGGCGUGUGGCAUCUAAUUCUGAUAGUUUAUCCACACUCGCAUGCAACGACAGUCAUGCACAGAAACAUAGGAAGAGUUAAAAAAUGGUGUCUCUAAGUUUGUUGUCCGAAACCUUACACUGCGAUUGAUGAUGAUGAUGAUGAUGAUGAUGAUGAUGAUGAUGAUGAUGAUGAUGAUGAUGAUGAUGAUGAUGAUGAUGAUGAUGAUGAUGAUGAUGAUGAUGAUGAUGAUGAUGAUGACGAGAAUACUUUGCAAAUAAUGAAUAACAGUGUCAGUUCGCUUUGCUAUAGAAACUUUUAUUCGUUCCGGAACUCCCGUUGCUAAAUUGCAAAUCCUAUUUUCCACAAUGCUUUCCUUGCUGAUUCUUCGGAUGUCUUUGGUGGGCGAAUUAACAGUAGCAUUUUAACGCUGCCAAAACAUUUCUUUAAUUUUCUACCGGUUGAGCGAACAGUUUCAAAACUACCCAUUAUUUGUAGAACUAGAAAUACGUGCAUGCAGUAACCCCUCGCCAAUAUUGCCAUACAUUAAACAUGAAGUGUUCAGAAAUGACCAGCACUGAACACAGGCUCGCGCUCAAGUGUUGCCACGACAACACGAUAUUCUUAAAUUUUUAUUUUCGUAUAUUUUGUACAAAACUGCAAAAUAGUUGAAAGAUUCGUACUUUUAACUAUACGACAAUAAAUUUCCGAAAUACAUACUGUAGGUAUAUUAUUUUGCAUUUUGUGAGCUUUGAUUUAAUGUAAAAUUUAACUUGAAACGCUUCGUAAAAUGUUUUGAAAUGUUCAUUCAAGUAAACCUACAUUUUGCCGAUAAACUGUUUUUACUUAACAAAACAUGAUAAGUUUAAUACAAAUAAAAUAAAAUUGUUAGGUAAUUUCAAUUCAGUCGAGGAUGACCACCCACUCAAGAUCGUCCUUCGUUGGUCAGCGCCCGCGAUGAUUGAUGGACUUUAGACUUCGCUAAUGCUUUCGUUUCCCCGGGUGUAAAUAGCCGGGGGGAAAUUAGUACCCUCGCACGGCGCUUCGCGCCGUCAGCUCGGGGAUUAUUGUGUGACUGGGAGACACAAACAUGCAUGCCAAGUAUAUUACCAACCUAUGCAUCUUUAUGCUUAAGGAUUAAAAUCUUCCUCUUGGACAACAUGCAGAAUCCUUAAUUUACCAAGUCAUAUUGUACAAUUUGAUGCAAAACUACUAUAUAUGUAAAUAGAGUAUAUUUAGGUUUUUCAUAUUUGAUAGAUGCAAAUGAAAUUGGCAUACGACUUAAGUUUUCUACUUUUGACUUUUGCAAUUAACAUCGUUUAAAACUACAACUUUAUAUCAAUCUACAGGCAAUAAUCGUUUGAUGAGAUUGAUACAUGAAGUGGAUGGCCCAAACUAUGAGUCCAUAACCGAACUCGAUCCAAUGUGUCCAGCACUAUGGCGAUACCGCAAAAAAAUCACGUUAGAAUAUGUAUCGUUCAAGUUUCAAGAGUAUUCACAAGGACGCGAUAAAGCAGACAGAUGUGAAGUUCUGGCGGAAUUCCUGAAAAAGGUGUGCAGACAAAAAUAAGAUCAUACUCAGAAAGAAUAUGAGGGAUAAUUACCUUCGCAUGUUAACUGUUCCAAUUCACCAAAUAGUAAUUUCGCACGUGAAAUACUUUCAUACUGUAUGUGAAAGAAUAUGCGAAACUCAAAUUUCAUAUUCACAAAAUAAAUGCGGGUUUUCACAUGCGAACUGUUCUAAUUCCAAACAGAAUUUCACAUGUGAAAUGAUGUGUGAAGUGAAAUAUGUGAAAGGGUGGGCUUCAAUUGCACUAAUAAACUGCGUCUUUUGAUGAAAUUCUUAAUUUUUGCGUAUCAAACUAUCCAUGCAACACACGUAAAACCGCAUGCAGGUUGUUGUUAAGUCGAUAUCAGGACGUAUUCGCACUUGUUCCCAGUUGAUGUGACAAGUUUGGAACAAGUGUUACACCUUGUUGCAAGGUUGAUGACAGUAACAAACAUGCUUACAAGUUGUUCCAACAAGGCUAAUACAGACUGUUUGUAACACGUUGCUACGAGAUUGUUGUCAUCAAUUUGUUGACGACUUCUAACGUGCAGGCGAUAUCGCACUUGUUGGAACAACUUGUUGCGAGUCUGUUGGUCUCAUCAAUCUUGUUGUGAUAACAACUUAUGAAACGUAAAUAUGAAUUUUGACCACAAUAAAUUCGAGUAGAAAAAUUAAAUUCCCUGUCAAUUUUUACUAUUGUUUCAACCAAUUGCAAUUAUUUAAAUUUUGUUUUAUAUACUCCUAUAGGAGCACCAACUCCGUGCGUUGCAACACUUUCCAGAUAUUAUAAAACUACAGCGUCUGCUUUUCGAGGAAUUUCAUCGUCGUUUGGAUCGAAAUGAAGCAGAGGAAUUUACUCUGGGAAAAUUCCUGAAAAGAGGUAAUUUUACAUUAGCUUUAGUGUGAUGUAAGCCAACCAGUUCGAGUAAUGUCCACUACACAAAACAUGCGUUCUUCAUUGGAAAUAUAAUUGCAGUUGAAUCAUCACGUGUACAAAGCUGAAACUGGAGGAUUUAAGACUUAUUGAAAUAUGCAACUUUGCUCGUCAUUUGUGUUUUACACAGAUACAGCUGUGAUAGCAGUAUCGACCCUCGAAUAAUUUUUAUACCAGCUUGGUUUGUCGCUGCGAUUCAAGACCCAAAUUUCCUUAUAUUGCUCAAAUCACGUGGAGAACGUGAUUGUACGAUGGUACCAUACUACUAUCAGUACGUCCCCUUUUGCUUUGUCAGCCGCCAUUUUUGUGUUUACUGUAUCGCCUGUUGCAUGUUACUCUGACGCCGUAAGCGGUUUCGUCACAUAUCUCUAUAACUGAGUAUCUAUAAUUGGAAUUUCUACCAAGUUUCCAUUAUUUUUAAAUUUUUCGUUAGCUCCUCAAAUAAAAGAACAAUUCAGUGCUUUGGUCAACAGUUUUAGAAUGGCUUGGAAAAUCGUCCGGUCGUCCCUUACGCAAGAUGGCAAGUAUUGUUUUCUCUUUAUCUUCCAAAACUCAUUAUUAAUUCAUAGUUUAGUUGCUUUAAUAUAUAAAAACUCCCUCAAUAAUAUUCUUCUUUUGAAACAUUACUAAUAAGACUUUUAAGUUGUUAAAUAGAUUCGCAUUGUGUGUUUUAUAGGGUCUUGUCUUAACACUAUUAACAACCAUUAUUGACUGAAGGGGUCGGCAUGAAAAGCUUUACGUUGUCUUUAUUAAAAUCCCAUCAUUACUUUUAAUUGGCAAAACCUUUAUCUGAUAAAAAUAUAGUUGUCAACAUUUUUUACAUUAAUUUUUGCAAGUUCCGAAUGACCCUGUAAUAUUGGCCGUUAACAUUGAUUCUACCAAAUCAUUCUGGUUUUUGGAACACACACAUUUUGUCCAAUGAAAAUCCAUUAUAAACGAGCUAGCCUUCUACACUUGCUUGUAUUUAACAGAAUUGACUCAUUACCCAAUUAAAACCAUGUUCGCCUCUGUUUCCUUCUAUAUAUAAUUUCACAUUGUUGUGGUAGUACAACAACUAAUUUAUGCUUUUAAAUUUUUUUAGGCCCUUAUUCAAUUUCGCAGGAAAUGUGCCGCAUUGAAGUGACAAAUUCAACACCAGUUUCCAUGUUUUUGCCUGCUAAGUCUGGCCAGGGAAGAUGCGCUUUGGCUUUGAACAAUUUUCUUGUGACCUUACAUAAUGAUUUUAUUGGUCGUUGUAAGAGCUUACUAAAGGAUGAAAGUGGGUAUGUAUAAUAGAAUAGAUGGAUUUUAUCUUAUUAGGAUUAGAUUUAGGAUAGACUUAAUAGUACAUAGAUUGGUGUAAGAUACACCACUACAGCUAUAUUUGAUUUUUGCAAUUGCCAUCUUGAUUGACUUGUAAAUAAAAGAAUAUUACCUUUUUUAUUGCUGCUUGCAUGUUGUAUUAAUAUAAACCAUUUUUCGUGUUACCAUCCAGCUGUAGGAACAUUUGCGGAAGUUUGGGAGAAUUCGAAAUUGCAUAGAAGCACUCGCUGUUCGAUCUUGUUUUCCCACUCAUCAAUUUCUCGUUUCUCUGAACUGGAUGCAAAAACGAAAAAUGUCUUUUAUUUCUUAAGUAUAUUUAAAACAUGAACAGCAUUGUUUUAUCAGAUAUAAAGAUACGAGGCGAAGCCGAGAAUGUUUUACAUUGCUUCAAAAACGAUCGAUCUAGUAAGUUCAUUGGCGAAGUACUUUUAAACAAAAGUCGAGAAAAUCAAAGUUAAAGUUGAAAAUAUUAUUGCCCAGCAAAUAUCUCGUAAAAGAGGCAUAUUCAAAAAACAUUUGGUAUAUAAAUUUAUUGAGUAACGUUGUUAAAGUUAAAGUUUAUGUAAAUCAAGGGAAAUCUUUAUCGCAUACAUAUAAAGAUACGCUGUGCUAAGUGGUUAUAUUACUACCUUAAAAAAUAAGCAGAAACUGAACUAAUAACUAUUAUUAUUAUAUUAUUAUUAUUUUUUAUUAUUUUUUAAGGUAGUAAUAUAACCACUCAGCACAGCAUUUUUACAUUGGUACUACCUACACUGGUACAGACAGAUUUAACAUAAAGAUACGAAACGCUUACGACUUUUCUUUGUGUUUUCUUCAUGCAUUAUUAAUUAGUUUUUGAAGUACAUAUAUAAUUAAGAUUACUAACCUAUAACGAACAUAACUAUAUAGAGAGACCUGAAUAAUACAUGAAUAAAUAGCACACAAAAGCUUCAAGUUGGUUUCUAGCUCUACACCUUUUGUGAAAUUCAAUUAAUAAUAUUUUAUAAAUGUUUUUUUAAGCUUUGCAUUGCCUUCAUAUUAAAAAUAAGGACGAAUUUGUUAUUAUACCAUGUAUUUAAUUUUAUUCAUUAGCUUUUAAGUUGGUUUUUCUUUCUCUGAAGACGACCGGAGUACACGGGCCGAAAGCUCAGAAUAAAAUUAAACAUGCAUUUUCCUUAUUUUUAAUAUUUUAUAGUUUAAUAUUUUAAUAUUUUUAAUAUAUUAUAAGUUUGUUAGUGGGUAAUUUUUACAUAGGCAAGAAUAACUGUAAGAAGAUUACAGCGCCCAAUUAAACGUUGUAGCAUCAUGUGCAUUUAAAUUUCUAUUUUAUUUUUUAGUCCGCCAGAAAUACCUCUGGCGAACGUAACUAAGGCUCAUCUUGUGGCAUAUGAUCCAGAAAAGGAUUUCUUACCAAUGAUCCUCGCACACUGUGAUUAUUCUCUUAAAGUUGGUGAGGAAACUACAGUAGAAUUUAACUGGAAGUGUUUGGAAAGGCAGCUGGUGAACAGAUUCAUUAGAGGAAGACCCAGACUAACGUCUUUGGUAAAUACCAACAGUACAAGUGAACAUAGAGUUUGGAAUUUAGAAGCAGAGUGUAUAAGAUUUAUUAAAAAUAAGUUUGAACAAGAAUAAAUAAUAAAUCGUGUAUGUUUAUACAUUAAUUUAACACUUGUAGAUUCAGCUUCCCACCAAUAGUUAAUUAAAAAAAUCAAAAGAAUUUAAAGACGGCAAUUAAGAACCAGCAUCUUAAGUAACAAGUUUUUCUCUAUGCUUUUCUUAGGUUGAAUUGUUUGUGUUUAGUAAGGAUAUUUGUGAUGGAGAAGUAUUUGAAGCCUUAAAACGGAAGAUUCGUCAGGUAGAUUGAAAUUGUUGUAUAUUUUAUAAAAACAUUGUAGCUGAACAAUAGCAUAUUUAAACCACGUGCACUUUUGUGUAUUUAUUUCCAUUUACGCAAAGACAAAAAUAGUGUUAAGCAAGUCAAUUAAAGUAUAGUUAAGAAAAAUUCGAAAAAAAGAAUUCGCUGUAUUUGCAUGAACUCGUAUCUUAGGGUUUCUAGAACAAAUUUUCGUUGCUGUGCAGUGUCAGAAUAAAUGUGAAACUAGUUUUUCCAUAUCUCUGAAGAUUGUUCUGAAACAGUUAAGUUAGUUGUUUGGGCAAUGUGCAUAAUGCAUAUGUUUUAGUACUAUUAUCCCUUCAACCGUGUUAGUCCAUGUUUACUUCACCAACAAGAAUAAGAUAGAAGGCUGUUUUCACAAAAGUGUUAUAAAAUGUUUUAUUUUUUCUCGGGAAACGGAAUCGUUACAAUUUAUAAAGUUACAUUGAAUGUUUUUAUAAUACUUUUAUGGUAAUUUCUCUAUUUUCUUCUUUCAUCGUUUGUUUUCGUCUUGUUCUAUCUUGUUCUGCGUUGUCGUAUUUUCAAGUUUACAAAUGUUCAUAUAGCUCCAUAGCCAUACUAAGUUUUGGCUGUUGGCCUCGUUUUCGUGAUUGAGAUAUCGGAGCCCUUUAUCUUGUUACCGAUGACCUAACUAUAUCAGGCCUUAAAAUAUCGGUCGGUCACGGACAUUGUCCGACCCAUUCGUGAAAUUGUCCGACGUAGAGAGGAAACCACCGGACAUUCUGUCCGACCUAAGUGAAACUGAGGUUUAUUGUUUGUCCGACCUAAGUGUAUUUGUGUCCGACCUAACUGUAGCUUUGUCCAUCGUAAAUCAAAAUGUACCUAUAGCCCAGGACUAGAGGCUUGUAUGGUAAAUCAGAGUACUAUAUUGUAUAAAAAGUGAACUGGAAAUGUUUUAACAUAGUCCCCUCGACUAUGUUAAAACAGAAGCACAAUAGACAGAUUUAGAUCGAGGACGGCGAGCGAAAUGGUGAAGUGGGGCGGCGAGUGAAAUGGUGAAGUGGAAGACGAAUUUAAGUUGUCGAAGUCUUUUUUAAUACUGCUGUUCUGGCAAGCAAGUUAAUUUUGGCUUGGAAAUAAGUAUGAAAGAAACAAAUUAUUUAAUAUCUUCACAACAUUUACCGUUCAGAAUUACCGUUCAUUCUGCUGAUAUUCAUCUCUGUCAUUCAGACUUAUUUCCCAGUCAAAAGUCAAAACUGAACUGAAGGUCAUCGGACAUAUGUCCGACCCAAACUCAACGUCAUCGGACAUUUUGUCAGACGGUCCUGUAAAAGAUAUUUUAAGGCCUGCUAUAUAAAGGUCUUUUAGAUGAUAUGUUGUAACUGUAUGAUUUUGUAAAUGGGUCAUGUACUGUAGAACAUGCAGGAUAAUAGAUUCUAAAUCCAAUACCGAAAAUGAGGCAGUAUGGCCUAGACUGAAAAAAACUUUCUGGAAGGGCGUAUUGCGUUCUUCUAUCUACAAUUAUAACAUUUCAUCAAUUUUCAUUCACUCUCAGCUCAUUGAGGUAGAGUUACGUCUGCACAUGCAGUAUCAUGGCCUGAAACCAUGGACAUAUAGUAUAAGCCAGUAGAGUAAUGUCCAAGAAACAUUUCUGAUAGAAUUUUUCGUUUGAAAGGAAAACCAUAGUAUUAUCGACAACUGUUUGUCAUAAUUAAGCACUAACCAAUCAGAGGUCUUCCAUAACUGGGGAAAAUACAUACGAUUGUGAACAUAAGUAUUGGCGAUACCAGGGGAGAGCAUUAUUCUUGAAAGUACUGUACAUUAUUGUCAUUUUAGGAAGAACUAACUCGCCCAGUCCAAGAGCAAAUAUUAAAUGAACUCAAUCAGCUGACCGAUGUUUGUGAUGUUCUUAAAUCACUACAUAUUGCUAUUGGAUUUCUGUCUUCUGCUGGGGGACCUCCUUCAAUGUCUAUCCAUAAAUACCUUCAUUCAGGAUUAAAGAUGACACCUAGAAAUGGCUUAAAAAGCGUGAAGGUAAAUCUACAUGUAUAUUUGAAGGUGUAUAACUCUUCAAUCCUUAAAUGUUUUCAUCUUUAAUUGGACAAACUAUUGGUGCACUUUAAUUGCUACUUGCCUUAUCUUGAAACCAAAAAGAAGGCCCUUUCUGCAAAAUGUUCUUGUUUAAUAUUCAACAUCACGGUAUAGUUAAGUCGGAGAUAAAUUUUGAACAAGCCCGAAUUACAACAUCAUUCUCUUCAAGAUUGCCUGAAACCAACCGUUUGUUGGAACCAAAAUAACUUCGAGGGCGAUACCUUUACUAAGGGUUAUCCCCUAAGGGUUAUUAAGGUAUUAUUGCCCUCCACUUCGGCGAAUAAUUGUUGUUGUUUUUACUGAUGAGUAUAUAAAUUUUCCUCUUUUAGGCUGAGCAGUUUUGUCAACUGCAACAUAUUGUAUCACUAUGGCUGUUGUUAUCAUUAGAAAGGGCAAGAGUAUUGACAAAGCGUAAACAGGUUUGCAAAAAAUAAGAGUGAUACAACUUUAGAAAUUUGGGGGAAACCUCCUGCAUACAGUAAAUCUAGUGUUGACAUGUAGACUGACAUGUAGACUGU
Molecule: messenger RNA, 15275 nt
Organism: Paramuricea clavata
Lineage: Eukaryota; Metazoa; Cnidaria; Anthozoa; Malacalcyonacea; Plexauridae
Source: the annotation of a GenBank genome assembly